CAGAACUCAGGAGUCUUGCUGCAACAUUCCUAACAGAAUAGUUGGGUUGGUUGGAUCCCUGGAGGCAGUGACAGAUCAGAAGACCCUGAAGACCUGGUCUACAUCUAAUUCAAAGCCGCUGAAGCUGCAGACAGAAUGAAGAGCGAAGAACAACAGGUCAAGAAUAUGGAGGAGACUUGCAGGCAGGACGCGGCCGCCAAACAGGCCUCCAACGAAGUUGCUGCCCAGGCCUUCGUACCCAUGCCUCCUGGCCAGUUGGGGGCACCAUACUCUGAGCUCUGGGGCUACUUUCAUUUAGCUCCUGCUCGCCAGGACCUUGAGGAGGGCCCCUGGGCAACAUGCAGGCUGUGUGGAGAGCAGGUGAGCCGAGGCUGGAGCUUCCACGCUAGCACCCCUGAGCUGUGGAAGCACCUGAAGAACGUGCACCAGCGGGACCUGGAGAAGAGUGGCUCUCGCCUUUCACAGCCUUCCCCGCCAGGCCCUCCUAGCCAGCAGCCAGUGCCACCACAGUCACCACUACCGCAAGCGCAGCCGGGCCCUGGCCUCACGGCCGAGGGCGACUGGGCGCGCCUGUUGGAGCAGAUGAGUGCUCUGGUUCUGCGCUGCAGCCUACGUGAGCGGGAGCUAGCACGGCGAGAGGCUGCCGUGGAGCAGGCCGAGCGCGCCCUGGAGCUCCGUCGCAGGGCCCUGCAGGCCGAGGAGUGCGCAGCAGAUGUGGCACGGAGGGAGCUGCAGGCCGAUAGGGAGCUGCUGCAAGCACGGCUGCGGGAAGUGAGUCGCCGGGAAUGUGCCCUAGCCCUAGCUGCUGAUCCGAAGCAGGGCACAUUCAAAGAAGAGCCCGAGAGCGAGGAGGACAGCUAUCUGAUCACAAAGGUCUUCCUGUAGGCUUCGGACAGGCCCUACAACCCAUGUGGUUCCAUCUCCAGCU
Molecule: messenger RNA, 928 nt
Organism: Suncus etruscus (white-toothed pygmy shrew)
Lineage: Eukaryota; Metazoa; Chordata; Mammalia; Eulipotyphla; Soricidae
Gene: ZBED3
Product: zinc finger BED-type containing 3
Exons: 2
Coding region: 136-885 (249 amino acids)
Biological process (GO): regulation of transcription by RNA polymerase II
Molecular function (GO): transcription cis-regulatory region binding
Source: RefSeq, a predicted model, not a curated record